AUGGAGAAAUCAGUGUCGAUUAGUAGUCGCCCAUUCAUCAUAUGCUGUGGCCUCCCUCGAACCGGUACGACAUCUCUUGGGAAGGCCCUCAGCAUCUUGUUGGAAGGACCUGUGUUUGACGGCGGCGGGCAAUCGUUCCGAGGCAACCGACAUGAGCAACGCCAGAUGCUGGAACUCGCAUCGCAUGUGCCAGCAAAAGAGGCACACGAGAGAGAGCUCGUUCUUAACAGCCUGGCCAAGCUGACAGCAGGAUGUGUGGCAAGCGUGGAUCAGCCUGGCUGCUAUAUGAUCGAGGAGCUACUCCGGUUGUAUCCUGAUGCAACUGUGAUCUGUACUAUCCGUGACCGUGAGAGUUGGUGGGCAAGCUACUCGGAGCUCUGGAAGUGCAUACACGAGCUAUAUCCUCUUUCAUGGCUUUCGCCUUGGCUCCACAGGUUCUGUCGAUUCAGCUUGCAGAUCUGGGAGAGCGUACCUCCGGCGGUAGGAAUUCCCAGUGCACCAGCAUGGCCCAUGGACAAUCAUGCAUGUCUCUACGAGGCGCAUGCCGAAUACGUCCGCAGGGUUGUUCCCAAAGAAAGGCUGCACUAUUUCGAUGUUCGACACGGCUGGCAACCACUCUGCAAGAUCCUGAGGGUUCCCGACCCAGAAAUCCCCUUUCCUCACGAGCUUCCCCGAAUGGCACUCACUCGGGGUAAGGAGGAUCUGAUGAAAGAUUUGAGGCGGCGGCGAAACAUACUUGUUGGGCUUGGGUUUUUGAUUGGGAUCUUCACGGUAUACCAGAGCGCAAGUUUCAUGGCAUGUCAUGCUCGCCAAAUUCUCGCGUAA
Molecule: messenger RNA, 825 nt
Organism: Neoarthrinium moseri
Lineage: Eukaryota; Fungi; Ascomycota; Sordariomycetes; Amphisphaeriales; Apiosporaceae
Exons: 1
Coding region: 1-825 (274 amino acids)
Source: RefSeq, a predicted model, not a curated record